This is a messenger RNA of Exophiala xenobiotica, 2264 nucleotides long. RefSeq lists its product as uncharacterized. Gene Ontology annotation, molecular function: DNA binding; nuclease activity. The record is from RefSeq and is a predicted model, not a curated record. The transcript has a single exon. Gene Ontology annotation, cellular component: Holliday junction resolvase complex; nucleus. Gene Ontology annotation, biological process: double-strand break repair; resolution of meiotic recombination intermediates; mitotic intra-S DNA damage checkpoint signaling. NCBI's taxonomy places the organism in Eukaryota, Fungi, Ascomycota, Eurotiomycetes, Chaetothyriales, Herpotrichiellaceae. The coding region runs from base 175 to 2157 and encodes 660 amino acids.
UUUCCUCUCCUGGAACGAAUCAACCCAGUCGGUUUUCUCCUUCCUGUCACCCUGUCCAUCGUUGGGUGGCAACGACACAGCGACCAAGUCGCGGAGUUACCUUUGCCGUCUUCAGAACUGAUUGCUCGUGUGCAUGCACUAUCGUGCCGAUGCAGAUAUCUCUCGAACGAAAUCAUGGCUGAAGUCAUUGAGCUCUUGUCGUCAAGUUCGCCUCCACACUCACCUUUGAAUGUCCGUCAUAUUCACAUCAAUUCAAAGGCCACGGCCGUCUUGACACAGAUUUCAUGCCUGCCGGACGAACUUGACGAAACCGGCUCCAUCGACUUUGCCAUCGACCCGCCGUCCAAAAGACGAAGAUUGAGCCCAGAUUUACCUACAUCGAGUCCGCCAAGAAAGAGUCGCCCUCGCCAUUCGGGACCAGUUUACGAGCCUCUAUCCGACCCUUCCUCAUUACCAGAACUCACUUUCAAUGAAGGGACCCAUUCCGGAUCGAGACCUCCAGCACCACAACGGAGAGAUGAUCCACUCGACGAGAUUACGUGGUCCUCAUCCGCGCCAGAACUGAGGCACACUACAACCAGGAAGACCAUCAACCACUCGAGCUUCGAGGCACUCGAAGAUUCACCCGACAGUACUCCUGACCCUGUUCUCAGCCUGUCGCAACCUACUGCAAAAGACAGUGGAAUUGAACACUAUUCGCAUCGGACUGCAAAUCUCUUGGCUGUCCUUUCACAAGAUCCCAUGGUUGAAGUUAAAUCCAAGUCCAAACCGCCUAGAACAACCGACUCUGGCGUAACGAAGAAAGCAACUUCGAAAACCGUUCUUGUUGACGACAUUGUAUAUUCUUCAAGUCCAGCGAAAGUCCCUACAGCCAAAGCCGCUAAAUCAUUCGGAACGAACAAGGCAGCUACCGGAGCGGAAAGAGCUGCGGCAAAGGCUGCGCGUGAGGCUGAGAAAGAAGCUGAGAAAGAGCGUAAGAAACUUGAGCGAGAACGAAAAGCCCAGGAAAAGCAAAAGGCCGCGGAUUUGGCCGAGGCCAACAAAUCACGAACAAACAAGAAGGAGGCGGUACCAGAGAUGAUCGUCGACAUGGUAACCUCUUUGCAAGGUACGAGUGUCGGUAAUCAAGUGGAAGAAUACAUGAAGAAUCUCCAGGUAGAUGUUGCUUAUGUGGAUGAGGAGGCCAACUUGACAGACGAUCUUGGUCCCGAGCAAAUACAAUAUGGCAAUCUGAUCACCUGGCGUCGGAAGGUGAGAUCUACAUACAAUGACGAGGAUGGCCAGUGGGAGCCUACCUCGAGAAGCCGAAUUGUCAAGGAGAAGCAUGUUUUGAUCCAUCUUCCCGCUGUUGACUUCGCGGCAGUCCUUGCUGUUCAAAGCUCUGCACCUGGUAUUACCGAGUCAGACAAGGAGGCAAAGAUGAAGUCGCGUUUGGAUGCUCAUGUAGCCUCCAUCCGUCGGCGAUUUGGAAAUUGUGUUCCAGUCUACCUCAUUGAGGGCCUCAACAGCUGGCUCAAAAGGAACGCUAAUGCUAAGAAUCGAGCGUACACGGCGGCAGUCCGAGCACAGAUGGCGGAUAGUGAUGCGCAGAGUGCAGCCCGCACGAUGAGCGGAUCUCAAGCAAAAUCGAGAAAACGCAAAAAGCCGUCCGCAGACAGCCUCGACUUGUCCUCAGUAACGCCCGAUGUGGUCGAGGAUUUACUUUUGCACCUCCAGGUAGCACAUCAACCAAUCUUGAUUCAUCAUACGGCUUCGCCGGCUGCCACAGCAUCGCAAAUAUCCGCACUGACCCAACAUCUUGCGACUCGGCCAUAUCGAUUGGCUCAACUCGAUUUCAAUUUGAAGUCGGCGUCAUUUUGUAUGGACAGUGGCCAAGUCCGCACUGGAGACGACACAAGAGAUACAUUCGUGAAGAUGCUUCAGGAAGUCCAGCGUGUCACGCCGAGCAUGGCUUAUGGCAUAGUCGAUAAAUUCGAGAGCGUGAGAAAGCUUGUUGAAGGCUUUGAUCAGCAAGGAAACCUGCUGCUCGAAGACGUGCGUAAGAGUGUCAACAAGGAUGGCGGAUGGAGCGACAAGAGACUCGGACCUAUGGUGAGCAAGAGACUGUUCAAAGUCUUCAUGGGUCGUGACCCGUCUGCGACAGACGGAAUGUCAUAAUGUCAUGAUCGAAAAGUCGCUGUACUUGUAUCGAAAAGGUUCAGGUUGUCUCACGUAUGGUCCCCACAGGAUAUUAAGCAGACAUGGUUGCGAAAGAAUAUGAAGUA